This is a messenger RNA of Myiozetetes cayanensis, 4075 nucleotides long. It is a transcript of the gene PIF1, whose product is annotated as PIF1 5'-to-3' DNA helicase. Gene Ontology annotation, biological process: DNA repair; telomere maintenance. The record is from RefSeq and is a predicted model, not a curated record. The transcript has 12 exons. Gene Ontology annotation, molecular function: DNA helicase activity. Bases 1 to 1824 code for a protein of 607 amino acids. NCBI's taxonomy places the organism in Eukaryota, Metazoa, Chordata, Aves, Passeriformes, Tyrannidae.
AUGGCGGCGGCGCAGUUGCGCUGCACGGCGGCCGUGGAGGAGCCGCUGCCGGGGGGCUGCGCCCCGCGCCGCCGCGUCCUGCGGGCCGCCACCGUGCUGCUGGGCCGCAACGAGCUGCGCCAGCCCGUGCUGCGGGUGGAGGGCGGCAGCGGCGCGGCGGCCGCGGUGCUGAGCUUCGCGCUGAGCGGAGACGGCGUGCGGCUCUUCACGCGGUUCGCGGGCGAGGGGCGGGCGGCGGUGCGGGUGGGGCCGGGCGGCGCGCAGGUCCUGCUCUCCGACUGCCCCCCGGACGCGCUGCGCCGCUUCCUCCGCCUCCUGCGCCUCAAGGUGGCCGCCGGGUCGCGGGGCCCGACGCGGCCCCCGCGCCUGCUGGAAAGGCCGCCGGCGUCCUUCGCCGUGAUCAGCCCGGUGCAGGAGCGGGACCUGCUGCGCAACCCCGGCCCCCGCCGCGGCUGCGGGGACGGGCGGGGGGAGUGCCCCGCCGAGGUGCCCCGCGCCGAGAGGCGGCCCCCGGCGCGGCUCUCGGCGGAGCAGGAGGCGGUGCUGGGAGCCGUGCGGAGCGGGAGGAGCAUCUUCUUCACCGGCUGCGCAGGGACUGGGAAGUCGUUCCUGCUGAAGAGGAUCGUGGGCUCCCUCCCUCCGAACGUCACCUAUGCCACAGCCAGCACGGGAGUGGCCGCUUGCCACAUCGGUGGCACUACUCUCCAUGCCUUUGCAGGGAUCGGCUCUGGGAAGGCACCGCUGGAACAGUGCAUUCAGCUGGCAGAGAGGCCGGGGGUGCGGCAGCACUGGCUGGCCUGCCAGCACCUGAUUAUCGAUGAGAUAUCCAUGGUGGAUGGAAAGUUCUUUGACAGGCUGGAGGCAGUGGCAAGGGCAGUCAGAAAACGGGAUGAGCCUUUUGGGGGAAUUCAGCUAAUCAUCUGUGGGGACUUCUUGCAGCUACCUCCAGUCUGCAAGGCUAAUGAAGAAACCAAGUUCUGCUUCCAGGCAAAAAGCUGGAGGAAAUGUAUCCACAUAAACAUGGAGCUGACUGAAGUGCGACGACAGACUGACAAGACCUUUGUCUCCCUCCUGAGUGCAAUCCGUUUAGGCAGGUGCACAGAGGAGGUUACCAGGCAGCUGAUGCAGACGGCCACCAACAGGUCUGAGCGUGAUGGGAUCCUGGCUACACGGCUCUGCACCCACAAAGAUGAUGUCGAAAUAACUAAUGAGAGACGCUUGCAGCAGCUACCAGGAGAAGUGCACACAUUUGAGGCUUUGGACAGUGACCCAAUGCUAGUGAAGUUAAUUGAUGCUCAGUGUCCUGUGGGUGGUAGAGUUGAGCUGAAGGUUGGAGCUCAGGUGAUGCUAGCAAAGAAUCUGGAUGUGUCUCAAGGGCUGGUGAACGGGGCACGAGGCGUUGUUGUAGGAUUUGAAAGUGAACAGAAGGGGCUGCCUAAGGUGAGGUUUCUCUGUGGGGUCACACAGGUCAUAAGAAUGGAGAAAUGGGUCUUCAAAGGACCAUCAGGAGUUCACCUGAGUCGCCAACAGCUGCCUUUAAAAUUAGCAUGGGCCAUUUCCAUUCACAAGAGUCAGGGCAUGUCUUUAGAUUGUGUGGAAAUCUCUCUGGCUCGUGUCUUUGAAAGUGGGCAGGCUUAUGUAGCCCUGUCCCGAGCCCGUAGCCUUGAAGGUCUCCGUGUUCUGGAUUUUGACCCAAAAGUAGUGAGAGCUGAUCCUUCUGUGCUGCAGUUCUACAGACAGCUGAGACGUCAUCAGCUGCUGACCCAGGAUUCACCACACACCUAUUCAGAUGCUGAUGAGAAGGAGAACGUGAAACACAGCUGAUAAUGCUCUCCUGGUUUCUGUGAAGUGUCAGCGCAGACUGCUGAGAUGCAGCGAUCUUGCUUAUUGAGUGUAUUUGAUAACACAGGUAAAUCAAAGGAAUUUUUUCUUCAAGUACACCACUGUUGUGAGAUGGAAGGUGCCUGGAUGGAUUGGACCUGUUCACAGGAGCUGCUGACAUAAGGGAAAGCAGUGAUAAGUAUUUGGAAUACAUAGUUGAUUCUUCUGCAAGCAAGGAGCUGGGCUGUCCCUUUACAGCAUGCUGGGGUGUUCCAGAUGCUGGACACCAGGAGGCUUUGCAAAAUUUCCUCCACAAGCAGAACUGCCAGCUACACAUUGCCUGUUAUGCUGAUACGUAGCAUUUUUAUUAGUCUGUUGCAUAAAAUGUGACUUUUAUGUUUUUAACCUUCUGAGAUGAACUGGAGCUGUUUAAAAAUAGGAGGAAUUCCUACAUCUUAUACCUGUAAUUAUGUAACUACCAAGAAUUGUGAACUUCUGUUACUCCAUAAGCAAGAAGGGGGUGAGAGAAGAUGAGUGCUGGUGAGAAUUCCUCUUGUUUAAACACAUGAAAGUUGCUCCUGGAUAAAACCUGUCUGACUAAUAAGGUGGAAGUUGUUGUGUGCAAUAGGGAAUAAUGGCUAUGGACAUGUGAAGGGAGCUGUAAUGUCACCUGUUUCAGCAAAAGCAGAGAGGAGCAGACCUAAUAUACUGUCUUAAUUAAGGAGAAGCUUUGGUCUUUGUAUUUUAUCACUUUGCUUAAAGCUUAAGUAACUUGAAUAUUUUAAAACGUUUAACAUAAAACAUGACAUAGUCUCUCGCAGGGGAAUGUCUCUAACAAAACCUCUGCUGUGUGAGUGAGUGAGUUGAAGGCCACUCCUUAAAGCCAGGAAAGGAUGCUGACUAGCCAGUGGUUAAUAUAACAGAGAACAGAUUUUGAUGGGAUUUCAAAAUGUAUAUUUUAAGUGAGGUUUGGGUUUUUUUAAUGGGCUUGAAAGGUAGGGUUUUGGAGGGAGUCAUAGCAGGAGACAGAAGUCUGACUAUGAUUCAGAGGGGUUCUUAAUGUAUCAGCACAUUGUUUCUCCAAAGAAGUCUGAUGGGGAUGGAUGAAAGUAUCUGAAGCCUGUGGAAGGCAAGCCCUUUCCCCCUCGCACUGCAGGCUCUAAACUUUUUAAAUUAUUUUUUUUAAAACAGCACAUUCCAAUCCUUUGAGCUGGACAUAAACUGUUCGUCCACCUUGGGGAGGAACUGAAGAUUAACUUUUCCCUGCCCACACACCUGGCAAGGAGGGUGCUGGCACACCAAAGCACCACUUCUGGUGCAGAUGAGCACUGAGGUGUGAUUCUUUGGUCUGCAGCUUCCACUAGAGCUGGGUGAGGGCCUGACUCUGUUGCAGCCCUGUCCCCACCCAGCUGAUAGUGCCAGUACCCAGGUGGGGUGCCCAUGAACACGGUGUGCUCAGGUUCAGCCUCUUCCUCCUGUGGUAGGACACAGGGAGGUUUUUAGAGAUGGCAGGCUGCAGUGUGAGGGCUUUGUGUUGCAUUGGAGGUUGAGGUGUGGGAUCUGAAAUGCCCAGAAUGUUAGUGAGUUUUAUUCUUGGGGUAGACAGCUAGGAAGGAUAUGCCAGGCAUGUCCACUCAUACACAAUAUACUGAUUUAUUGACAGACUGCAUAAGAGGGAUGAGAUAAUGCAGGCUCGAAUCCUUUAACAUCUCUUAAAAAGAUCCUGUAUCACUGUAAUGAAGAGAUAAUUUAGAGUGUAAGAGUGGUGAUUAUGCAAAUAAACCUCUAAUUGUGAUCCUGAGGAGCAACUGACUUGACUGUAGCUUUCCUGGAUUUAGGGACUGAAAUCUUUACAGUUGUAUGGGUUUGUUUUUUUUUUGGUGCCAAGUUGAGGUUUGAGAUAAAAUGCUAAACAGAACUUAAAGCUGGAAAGGCUAAUCAAUAUUUCAUGUUGGUAUUAAAUAUACAUGAAUAUUGUGGUUGCCUUCUCAAUGAUGGAACUGUGGGAACAGAAUAGCAGUGACUUUUGAAGGGCUGGCAGCUGUUCUGAGGCCAAAAGGGGUCCGUCUGUGUAAAUUUUGGAUGUUCUCACUUGCAGCUAAAGCAGAUGUAGGGAUGGGGACGCUGGGUCUGAAGGCUGCUAUUUAAAUCAGAAAAGAAGCAGUCAGGACAAAUCUGAGCUGCCAGGCUCUGUCAUGGCUCCCCUUCAGUUAGGGUUGUGAUGAGGCCUUUUUUAACAGGAUAAUACUUCCAU